Molecule: messenger RNA, 1514 nt
Organism: Alnus glutinosa
Lineage: Eukaryota; Viridiplantae; Streptophyta; Magnoliopsida; Fagales; Betulaceae
Product: disease resistance protein RPV1-like
Exons: 5
Coding region: 44-1330 (428 amino acids)
Biological process (GO): defense response; signal transduction
Molecular function (GO): ADP binding
Source: RefSeq, a predicted model, not a curated record
CUCUUUUCAUAUCCAUUGUUGAGCUCUAGCUUGCCUAUUUUCCAUGGCCGUAUCAUCUUCGACCUCUAGCAGACUCCAUGACAUCUACUUUAGUGUUCAACGCGAAGACCCCCGCAAGUACAUUACAGACAUGGUGGAAAAAUCUUUGGCCGCGCGUGGAGUGCCCACCUUCAAAGACAAGAAGGAGCUCCGAGGAAAUCAAAGAGGAACUGAUCUUGGAGAAGAUCUGAAAGAGACUAUUAAGAUGUCAAAAAUCUCGAUAGUUUUGUUCUCUAAAGAAUACCUCUGCUCCAGUUGGUGCCUUGAAGAGCUUGUAAUGAUCUUAGAGUGCAGGGAGAAGUGGGGGAUGAUCGUCUUGCCCAUUUUCUAUGACGUGGAUCCCUCUGAUAUUAGAAAACAAAGGGGUUACGCUGCUAAGGUAGCCGGCAUUCAAAGGGUUGGAGGCUUCUGGCGGAGAAGGUGGGUGGAUGCUCUUACGCAAGCAGCCAAUUUAUGCGGCUGGGAUCAUCGCGUUAGCCCCAGGAUUGAAUCUCUGUUGGUUGGUCAAGUUGUUGAAGAUAUUAUACACAAACGAAUUCCGACGAAUCUGAACAUUUCCAUCUAUCCCCUUAGAUAUGAUACAUGCCAUGAAUACCUAAGUCUCUUCUUGCAAGUAGGGUCUAAAGAUGUCCUCAUAGUAGGGAUAUGUGGACCACGCAGAAUGGGAAAGACAGCAAUUGCAAAAGCUAUUUAUGAUCAAAUCCGUUCUACUUUUGAAGGUAGCAGCUUCCUCACAAGUGUUGGACAAAAGUCAAAGCAGCCCGAUGGCCUAGUUUAUCUACAGAAAAAACUUCUGUCUGAUAUUCUGUUAGAAAGAAAUAUAGCAAUAACAAAUGUUACCAGAGGAAUGGACAUGAUUAAAGAACAAUUAUGCUUUAAACGGGUUUUAGUUGUUCUUGACGAUGUAGAUGAUUUGGACCAACUUUUUUACCUAGUUGGAAAACGUAGUUGGUUUGGAUUGGGAAGUAAAAUCAUCAUAACGACUAGGAAGGUGCAUCUGCUAAAUGUUCUUGGAGUGGAUCAGAUACUUUUGGCUCAAGGGCUUCCUCUACCACAAAAUAUAGAGGACAUUUGGGAGCCAUUCCAGAAAAGUUGUCGCACGGUUGCAGGGCUUAAGGAGUAUAUCCAGACCUUCCAAGAGCAGACAAAUGAGAGAAUGAGGUAUCUUCAAAAUUGUUUACUCAGAGGGCGUCGGAAGAAUGCCUUUCAGGAACAAGUCAUACAUAAUCUGAAGCAAGCUCGGGGUCUGGAUUGUGGUCAACAGGUUACCAUGAUGCUGAGAAAUGAUUGAUUGGCUGCAAUGAUGACAUUGGACACUGGCGGAACCAAGAUUUUUUUACUACAUAUAUAAAAAAUAAAUACAUAAAUAUAUAUACCAACUCUAUAUGGAUCAAGGGAUACGGACUCUAUAUCUAUAAGGAUUCAAACUAUAUCUAUCACGUUAGGAUGAAAAUUAUCUUUUAUUUUUUUAAAUA